UUGGAACGUAUUUUCCUACAUGUUAGGUGCCAUUGCACUCAGAACCCGGGGGACACUGUGUACCUUGUGUUUUACCGUUAUGCAUUGUUUAUAGGCUGGGAAACUACUUGAUAACCCCCGGGAAUACUUAGGAAUCAUCGCCCAUACUUUAACCUUGUUGUUUGUGCAUCGUUGUCAAAAAAGUACCAUCAAAAUUCCGGUCCCCAGCGAAUUUCGGCAGGCCCGUGCAGGGAGAGCCGAGGAGACCAUGAACGCCAGGUCAAGAAAAACCCGAUCAAGCUCCGUCAGUGUGUGGCCAUGACUGCCGUGCUUGAUUGCUUUGGCGCGAACGUAUCCGAGGGGAAAAGACUCUCAGCAGGCACCAUAUUUGUCCGCAAGCACGAUCUACCAACCCAUUGACAGCGGGCAUCGGCAAAAUAGGGCGGUCGUGGAAAAGGUGCGGAGAAACAAGUGCUACCAGACGGUGUAUACACUAACCACCGCUUCAUGCAGUCAGUUGGGGCCCUGGUCGGUCUCCCAGUCAGGAUUCAAACUAAGACAAACGACGUCAUCGAGGGCGUCUUCACAACCUUCGGGCCAAACUUCGAUCUGGUUUUAGAUCUGGCCCACCCAGUGUCGCGAGGAGACCCGGCCCUCAUCAACCCAGAGACCAUCAAGCGUAAGAUGAUCUUCACAGCGACCGAUAUCGUCACCAUUAAGGUCGCCAAUGUCGAUCUAGAAUAUGCAACUAGAGAGGGAUUUCAAGUAGACCAAGUUAUUAGCCGAUUUAAUGGACAGGUGGUUGAGAGGACCCUGGAGCCGUGGCAGGGGGAGACCGCUACAGAAGAUAGUUUAGUUCUGGAAGAUAGCUCGUCUCGGCCGCAGAAUGGUUGGGACGUGGACGACAUGUUCCGCAAAAAUGAGGAGAAAUACGGCGUCACCACCUCCUACAGCCCCGAUAUGGAGGGCUACACGACGCCCCUCAACAAAAAAAAUACCGCAGAGUACCGUGAGCGAGAGGAGAAGGCGUCUAGGAUCGCGGCCGAGAUCCUGAAGUCUCCGUCCUCCAACGCACAGUCCGAGUUGGAGAAUGGGGACGAGGAGGACACAUAUUCAGCCGUAGCGAGACCAGGUGAACAGGCGGCUGGAGGAAUGGCCGGAGGUAAAUAUAUUCCCCCGAUGCUGAGAAACAAGAGUAAGAACGGUGGGAAGCUGCAGCGGUCCACGCCACCACCCGUGGGGGCCAGAUACAACAGUCACCCGGGGCCUAAUCCUCCGGCGUCCACCUCCCCUUCGUAUCAGGGUCCACCGCAGGCCGGUUCGGCGAGUCACAGCCCCGUCGGGGGCCUCGUCGGCGGCUCCCAGGCCUACCCUCCCCAGCAGCAACAGACGCCCAACCCCGCCGGCCACAAUCCCUCCCCCGCGGCCCAUCCUCCCCUACACCGCAACAACUCACAGGGCGCCCACCACGGCCACACCCCAGACACCAAAGUGAAUGGUGACACUAAGGGAUCCUAUGACCGCAGAAAUCACGAGGGUUCCAUGAGCGAGUCCAACAGAGAACCCCGCCACAACAACAAGCAGGACGGCCAACACAACCGCCAACACCACGGACCGCCCCACAGCGACGGCCAGCAGCAGAAGCAAGUCCAGCAGAAACAGCAGCUUCACCCGCCGAGCCAGCACACCAGUCACAUGCCGCCGGUCGGUCAGGGCGAUCACCGCAAGGCCGAGCCGAGGGAACAGAGGGAGCCUCGUAAACAACACCGGGUCAAGGAGGAACAGUUGGCCGAUCUGAGGAAGUUCAGCGAGGAGUUCAAGUUGACGGAGCCGGCGGAGAAGAAACCUCAGGUACACCAUCAGCAGCCACCGCCUCAACAACAGCCACCGCCUCAGCAACAACAACAGCCACCGCCACAGCAGCCGCCUCCACAGCCACAACAACAGCCACCUCCGCAACAGCCUCAGCAGCCACCGCCACAGCAGCCACAACAACAACAGCCGCAACCACAGACGCAGCCUCCACAGCAACAGCCUCAGCAGCCUCAGCAACAACACCCACAGCAUCCCCAACAGCAGCAGCAUCCACAGCAACAUCACCAGCAACAACAACAACAACAGCAACAACCACCACCACAACAGCAGCCACCACCACAACAGCAGCAGCCACAACAACCACCACCCCAGCAGCAACAACAACAACAACAACAGCCCCCUAUGCCACCCCAACAGCACCUGCCUCCUCAGCACCUGCCCCCACAACAGCACCCCCAACAGAGGCAAACACCACCCGUUCCUGCGUCAGUGCCUCCUCCUGGGCCACCCCAGUCAGCACCCCAGAGCUCUCACCACCCCCAGAACCCUCCCACCAUGACCAUGAGCCCUGCGGCGGACAUCAACAAACCCCACGAAGACGUCGACAAGAUCUCCUCGGCCGUCUCUCACUCCAAACUUAACCCCAAUGCAAAGGAGUUCGUCUUUAACCCCAACGCCAAGCCGUUCAGUCCCCGUUCCCCGAGCACAACUACUCCCCCUAGGCCUCACACGCCCCAGACCCCACAGAUCCAGUCGAACCAGCCCCCGCAGAUGGGAGCCCCGCCCGUAGGGAUGCCCCAGACUGUUGUGAUGAGUUCCCAGUCGUUCACCGUGCAGCCUCAGCCUCCGCGGUUCCCCAAGAGAGAUUAUAGGCCGUGGAUGUCAAUUCCAGUGGGUAACAGCCAGCGGCCAGAGUACACAUCACCAAUGCAAGUAGCAGCCGCGACCGGUCAGCCCAUACUGGCCCCGGCCCCCAUGAACACCCAGCCACAGGCCAUCACUACCGUACACAUACCACAGAAUAUGUUGCCUCAGAAUCCGCAACACUACCAGCAAUAUCCGAGCGUUCCCAUGAUGCUGCGGUUUCCUCAUGCAGGCAUGCCGGUGAUGGCAGCUAUGGUGCCAACAUCUAUGGGUAUUUGUCACCAGAAUCCAGAUUCCCAACAGCAGUCACAGCAGCACGGUCACCAGACGAUGUACAUGACUCAGGCUACCUUACCACCUCACCAGCCUCACCCAGCGCACACGCCCGGACCAGUUCCUCAGCCCACCCAACCGCCCACUCCACAGAAUCCGGGCGGCGGCAGCGGACCUCCGAACAUGCCCAACCCUCCGUCUACUCCGGGACCUUCCCCGGCACAGUCCCUCAUAUACCCUCACAUGGGAGCACAGCAGUCUCUGUCUCAACACAUGCCACAGCACUCGCCUCACACCGCACAGUCGCCUCACGCCCCUCAGUACCCAGGGCCCGGUCAGAGUGCAGCAGGUACGGCUGGAGGCGGCCACCACGGCGGCCCCGGCCAACAGAUGGCCACUCAGUUUGUGGUGGUUCCUCCACACAUGAUGCACCACGCAGGGCCUCCGCCACACUCCGCCACGGCACACAUUCCCUCCUCCAUGGCGGGCUUCACUCCCACGUCGACGGCCGCCGUGCAGCACUUACAGUCGGGUCACCAUAUUCCGUACUUCCCCAAGCACCACCCACGGUUCGCACACUGAGGUGCUGCAUAUGUUAGGUGAAAAAAUAGAGGUUUUAUCAACAAUAAUGAGGUAGUUCCUCAUUGAAUAUUGCUUUCUAACUAUUUGUAAAGUGUUUAAUUGCCACUGUCUGAUCUGUAUAAAAAAAACUAUCGUAGAUUUCCGCGAAUUUGGGUCGCACGUCUGAACCUCGGCACAUCCGGCAACGCGAAGCGAGACGAAGCUCGCGAGCUGUAACUGGUCCGUGCCCAAGAGUACGCCCGGCAGCCGCGGCCACUACUCGCCCCUCGUCCGUCACAGCCAGUGAAGCCCGGGCUUAGUAGGAGAAAACCCACGCUCGUCCCCCAGCCUUCAGUCGUGUCCGCCCGAGUGUCCGACCUCCUCACGGAGUGGGACUCGAUACGUGCAGGGAUGUCGGGAGUGUUUUGUUGCCGUUGUCGUGUUGAGAGAUGUAUGUAGGAUAGUUCAUUGAUCUUGUUUGUUGCCGGUACAGCGCGUCGGUGGUGUACGGAGCGGUUUGCUAAAUUUUUAUACAUAUUAUAAAUAAAAAAUAUAAGGGGGACUUAUGCAAGGGGUAUUAUUACGGGUACGCUCCCAUGUUUCUCGCGCGGUAAAUACAUUUUAGUAUUGCGAGAGUUGUACUCGGCGGGGAAGGGCGAGUCACACGGAGCUCGGCCGCUAACUGGAGUAUUGUUAGGCUGCAGAUUGGUAUUUAUUGUUGAGAUAUAGGAAGAAGUUAUACUGUGAGGCCUGUGCUUCUGUGACAGGAGGCCUUAAGUCUUAGGUUAGUGUUAUGGUUUUACGUAGACAGUUCCGUGGCAGGGCGCCGGUCGUACGACUCGAGGAUGCGUGGCGCCGAGUGUCGGGUGGAGCGGCUGGAGUGCUGGGUGAUUUAAAAGAAUAUAAAUGAGCCCUGGUGGUUCAAUAAAUAAUUUUUUUUAUAUGUUUUAUGCAUGUGUUGCAUUCUUGCUAGUGGCAAUAUUCUAUGAGAGACAAAUUGAUGAGGGACCUGUCAGACAGCUAGCCUAACAAAAUUAUUACUGAAAUGUGAUUUGCCUUAUCAUGUUUUAUAGUAAGCCUCAUUAAAAGUGAAUAUGUGUAAUGACUUGCUAAGUUGAGCCUUGCUGCAAGUUUAUUACAGAGGGCUGCUUGUCACACAUGUUUCUACUGUACACACUUGCUAAACAUUUCAAGGCAUAUAUGUAAACCCCCCCCCCCCUCUCUUUCUGAAAUACACAUGCAUGCAUACACACACCCACUGACACACACUGACACUUAAACUCCUACUUCUAGUCCCACAGUCCAACACCUGGUGACAAACUCGGUCUGUGGAGGGAUGAAGUGUGACCGCUAUAGCACCUUCCUCUCUUGAAAAAGAAAAAAAAAAUGCCUACAUGUUCUUUAAAGGAUUUAGCCUGGAGUGAAGGUCGCCAGUAGUCCUGCUAACUUCCCUGGCCUUGUUGGCAGGUGGUGUGGGCCCCCUAGUAAUGAAUGACGCCGCUUCUGCUGUCGUGGUUUUCUCCCCCUAUAGCAGAUCGGCCGAUAAAAGAUUUUUUGUAUAAACGUCAACCGUUGAGAGUGACAUACCUCCACCUAUCUCUUGACACACUGUCCUUUUAUUUUAUUCCCACGGUAACUGUGGGUAAAUUAUGUGAAGUAAGUCAAUAGUGAGCCUCGGAGAGAGAGAGAGAGAGAGAGUUCUGAUGGGCUCUAGUUGUAAAGUCAUUUGGAAAGAUUUAUUGAAGAAGAAAACAAUAUGACUUGGGGGUUUAUUUUCUACGCAAAACAAGAGGAGCCUCACCAGUCGCUCAGUUGCAACCAUCACGUGUAUAUUUCUUUUGUAUUAAGCGCAUACAUGAAAAAAAUGAGAAAUUCUAUUGUUACUAUUUGUUGAUGCAUUACAUGAAACAUUUUUUGUAUAAAGUUAUCCCACCUCAUCGUCAUCCACGAAUUCCUGAAGCUUCGGUGUUCUGUACGUGACAACUAGAUUCUGUUGCCGACUCUGGCCGACAAAAUGAACGUAGAAACAAACAUGAGGUGAGCGUUGCGAUGGGAGGCCGCGAUGUCGUGGAAUAUCUUUUACCCGAACGACGGCACGCGAGAUUGUCCGUCGAAAGCCAUAUACUAUAGCGUGGUCAUAUGUUUUUUUUUUUUAUACGAGAAAAUAAAUAAACGGUCGAAAAAGUGCAGGGAUUACGAGUCUUAUGACAGCUAUGCUUGUGAUGCAAAGGGUUAAUAUGCAACUGUGAAUGUCUCCUUGUUUACACCUUUUGUAUUUUCCUAUAGACGGGUUGGUUUUGUGACCACUAUUCCAGAAUCAACCUCUUGGCUAAACUCAUAGAUCAAAAUGUACUGCUGUAACUUUUUUUUUCUGAAAUUGUAAAGAAAAACAGUGAAUAACAUGAUAGAAAUGCAUUUGGCCCUAAUUUGUAAUUUCUUUCAAUAAAUUUUGUACAUGAGGGAGAGAGAA
Homarus americanus (American lobster) is the source of this 5962-nucleotide messenger RNA. RefSeq names its product ataxin-2 homolog. Gene Ontology annotation, biological process: cytoplasmic stress granule assembly. NCBI's taxonomy places the organism in Eukaryota, Metazoa, Arthropoda, Malacostraca, Decapoda, Nephropidae. The record is from RefSeq and is a predicted model, not a curated record. Gene Ontology annotation, cellular component: cytoplasmic stress granule. The coding region runs from base 487 to 3513 and encodes 1008 amino acids. Gene Ontology annotation, molecular function: RNA binding. The transcript has 12 exons.